GGUCAAUUAUCUCAUCUAAAGGUCAACGGUUGUCGCAAAAUGGCGGAUAGGGAGUGAGAAUUUCUGCAAGGACAAUCGACGAUGUUUUGAAAGUUUAUUACACUGUUCAUCCGUAUCUUGCGCAUUUUAAGCGCUGGAAAAUAUCCUGAGGUCAUGAAGGAUAGGAAGAGGCGAAGCAAAGGGAGAACAUGGGUCGAAGCAGCGCGCAUGGUUCUAGAGAAGCAUCCCAAGACUCCCAUGAGUUACAAGGAGAUCCUUCGUGAUAUCCAGGAAUACACACUCAAAGACAUCAAAAGUGGUACACAGCCCCUUGCCUGCCUGAAUGCCAUGCUGCACUCAGGAUCCAGAGGAAAGGACAGUGCAUUCUACAAGGUGGGAGGCUUGAUGGGAGUCUAUGGGUUAAAGACUGAUUUGCCUAAGGAAGCUGCAGCCAUGUUAGAGAUGCAAACUGAAGACGGAACAGAUGUCUUCAAUACUCAGACAUCUGAUGAUACCAACGCUGAUGGAUCUGAGAAACCUUAUGUACCUAUCAAGAAAAGACCUGUGUGUGUUCUCCCAGAGAGGGCUCACUUCGCCAUCCCAUCCUGCGAGCGUUUCAAGCGAGAGGGUGGCUUUGACCUGGGUAGUGGUAGCAGCAGUACGACCAACGGCAGAGCAGACUCCAGGUUAAAGACUGAGAGGAAAGAGGAGAAGGAGGAAGAGACCGGACAGCAGAUGUUCCGUGUUCAUAGUCCCCCAUCAUCAUCAUCAUCACAUAGACAUAGACGGAAGCAAACCAUUAUACCACGCAUCAUACUUAAACCAUUGAAACCACCUGAUAAAGCUGACGGGAGUUAUUUUCUACAUGUUCCUUCCCAAAGUGACAACAAUGAAGUUGACAGUGCCAAACCAAGUCCCGAUGUAGAUCAUAGACUUCACAUGUUACCAAGGUCACAGACUAUUAGUGAAAUCCUAGCCUCCCUUCCAGGCUUCAGUGGAAAGCCAAGACGGAGACACAAGAAAAACAAGAAAUAUGGCGCAUCACCUUUCCUGGACUUUAGGAGGAAACCACAAGUUGACCUAGAAACCCCCAACUCUGUUCUUGCCAAUGUUAAUUUAAAGAAUCUGAUAAACAAGCACACAUUUGCUAGCCUUCCCCCUCAUCAUCAACAUAAACUCUUAAAGAUGCUCGCUACCAAUGACAGACAUAAAGGACCUGAUAAUUGUCUAAGAUUGGGAGCUUCAGCAUUGGACAAUGAAUUCUUUGCCCGGGCCUGUACAAAGUGGCGUGAGCGUCUAGCCAGCGGGGAGUUCACACCUGAGUCUCAAACCAAACUAAAAGCUGAACUGGACAAGGAGAGGGCCAAGGUAGAUCCUUGGAAGACUAAGCACUUUGAACCAGUGUGGGGCCAAUCAUCUGUACCUGAACUUCAGUCCAAUUAUUCCAGUCCUACAAAGUCUGCCAAAACACCACCAAAGAUACACAAAGCCUCGUCCUCUUCAACGUCAGUUUCGUCGACAGCGUCAGCGUCCGUGUCAAGCUCGACAAAAUCUGCACCGACCAAGCCUCAGAAGCACAUUGUUAAUCACAGAGUACAAGAACCACAAGCAAAGAUCAUCCUUAAGAUCUCCGUACCCAAAGACGGCGUCGCAGGAGGAGUGUCUAUCCUCAAGAAAUUGUCAAAGACUAUCGGUAAAGAGAGGAGUUCAAGCAGUAGUAGCAGUAGUGUGAUAAGUGGUAGCAGUUCGUCAUCGCAGAAAGCAAAAUCAUCCACAUUGACUACAACAAGUAUUGCUACUGCAAGUCCUGCUCAGUAUUCAUGCAGUACCUUGCUGUCGACGAUGGCCGCUGCAAGUCAGCGUCAGCAGGCUGCAGCCGGAGGACCUAAGGUCGGUGAGGUCAAGAGAUCUGGUCAGCUGAUACCACCUGAUCUGUCUGUCAAGCGUCCAUCAGAUUCAGAGGAGUCGCCCGAAAAGAGACAGAGAGUCGACUCUGAUGCUUCGCCGAGCGGCUCGUCCAAGACCAGGACUCUGGCUCAGAUUAAGAGCCAGGCACAACUCAAACCGGUCCAGUCUCAAACAAGAACGCUCGCGCAGAUAAAAGCUCAGAUGGCCGUCAAGGCCCAUCAAGGACAGACACGGACAUUGGCGCAUAUCAAAGCACAAACUUCAGCCAAGGUACAUGCAAGGUUGGUGCCUGGUAAUGCACAAGGUGCUGCAAGACCUUCAGUACACUCACCAGCCAUUUUAGGUCGACCUCGUGCUACAUCGCACAACUGGAUGAAUCUUAAAUCCAUUGUGCCAAGCAAUGCUACAUCCGUAACAGGAGGUGUUGGUGCCAGGAUGCACAUAGAAGGGUUACAAGGACAAUCUAAAAGUGGCUCUCCAAAUAAAGUCUUGACCGUCACAGUUUCAAACUCCACCCCCGGCCAACCCGUGAUACAGACGGUCAAACCUAUUAUCAUCAAGACACAGCCUGGAUUGAGUGUUGUGCUAGUCUCACAGUCAAACAUGAGUCUACUACCCGGCAAUGCUUCAAGAGUAGUGCAAGGGAAUAGUCAGCAGUCGAGUCUAAAAACCACAAACUCUGUAGCGACAUUGGUUUCAAGUAAAGUAGGCAAUAAUUCAAAAACAGUGACAUAUAUAACGCUACCUUCUAGCAAAGCUGUAGCUAGUGUAACUCCGCCCAGUACCGUCACCAGUGGGUCAUCCAAUGCCUCGCGAGGGAAUCAGAGCUCAGUUCCUACUCCUGGGAAGGUGGCGCAAAUAUCCUCUGCAAGCACUGAAAACAGAACAGUCAAUUUAGUUCAUGGGAGAGUAAGUAUAGCUAAUGGUGCGAUGCACACAUCCACCACCGUUCAGCUCCCGGGCAAGGACUCCCUCUCAACGCACAGUCAGCCUACGGUCGCUAAAGUGGUCCCCCUCUCCAACAACAACUCAACGGUGCAGAACACCGUCUGCUCCUGUCAGAGCUCCGUUGUCAUGUCUGGCCCGACCACAAGUAAGAGCAGUAUACUGCCCUCUGGUGGCAAGGAUAGUCCAGACGGCAGCUCCAGUCUGGCAGGUAAAUGCACCUGUCGUCUCAAGGCUAUGGUUAUGUGUAAAGGCUGCGGAGCUUUCUGUCAUAAUGAUUGUAUAGGUCCUUCUAAUCUAUGUGUAUCAUGUCUAAUAAGGUAACAAGAUAGGUAUUUAUAGUUCUUGUUGGUAGAUAAGCAUUCUGGACACGGGGCUGUUGUAUUUUCAUGAAAUUUGUGAUGCAUUUUUUCAAAAAGCAUGUGUUCCAAAGUAAUGAUAGGAAAAAAUCAAGUAGGGAUAAAAACCUUUUAAUGAUUAACUGGAUACAUUUCCUUGUUUGAAUGAUGUCUGGAAGAGUUUUAAGUGUCCUUUAGGCUAACGGGCACGUCAUGAACCGCCUUUGGCUGCAUUUUGAAAGAAAUUGUAAAAGGAUCAGUAAUGCAAUUACAGAGAUGAAAUUUCUUGAUUAAAGGCCUAAAUUGUAAUAUGUUUUGUAGUUAAAGGUAAAGAUCAGUUUUGGAAACGCCCCCCUCUCAAAAAUUGAAAU
This is a messenger RNA of Strongylocentrotus purpuratus (purple sea urchin), 3541 nucleotides long. Its product is annotated as putative Polycomb group protein ASXL2. Gene Ontology annotation, cellular component: PR-DUB complex. Gene Ontology annotation, molecular function: DNA binding; chromatin binding. The transcript has 13 exons. The record is from RefSeq and is a predicted model, not a curated record. NCBI's taxonomy places the organism in Eukaryota, Metazoa, Echinodermata, Echinoidea, Camarodonta, Strongylocentrotidae. Gene Ontology annotation, biological process: animal organ morphogenesis; positive regulation of transcription by RNA polymerase II. Bases 154 to 3156 code for a protein of 1000 amino acids.